Messenger RNA from Propithecus coquereli (Coquerel's sifaka), 1018 nucleotides. It is a transcript of the gene ZDHHC20, whose product is annotated as zinc finger, DHHC-type containing 20. The record is from RefSeq and is a predicted model, not a curated record. Lineage: Eukaryota; Metazoa; Chordata; Mammalia; Primates; Indriidae. Gene Ontology annotation, molecular function: palmitoyltransferase activity. The transcript has 11 exons. Bases 1 to 978 code for a protein of 325 amino acids.
AUGGCGCCCUGGACGCUGUGGCGCUGCUGCCAGCGCAUCGUGGGCUGGGUGCCGGUGGUCUUCAUCACCUUCGUGGCCGUGUGGUCCUACUACGCGUACGUGGUGGAGCUGUGCGUGUGUGAGUACCGGGCGUGGGCGAAAGGUAGGCCUCGGCGCGCCUCGCCGCCUGGAGUGGCCGCUGUCGGAGGGGCCGGGGCCGCGGCACCGGCUGCUUUGUCCGAGCCGCGGCGCGGCCUGCGGGCGGCCUCGGGGUUCCCGCCGCGCGGAUUUAGGCCCAGCGAGACCCCGAGAGCUUCCUGGUUUCUGCGGAAGUUCCACUUGUCCAAUUCUGAAAAGGAACGUUAUGUAAAGGAAUUCAGCCAGGAAAGACAACAAGAAAUUUUGAGAAGAGCAGCAAGAGCCUUACCUAUCUAUACCACAUCAGCUUCAAGAAGAAGAUGUGUUCUUAAGAUGGAUCAUCACUGUCCUUGGGUGAAUAACUGUGUGGGAUUUUCUAAUUACAAAUUCUUCCUGCUGUUUUUAUUGUAUUCCCUAUUAUAUUGCCUUUUCGUGGCAGUAACGGUUUUAGAGUACUUUAUAAAAUUUUGGACGAUAAAUUUUGAUGUUAAAUCAUUUCGUGCACCCACAUUUUCAUAUGGACCUGAUGGAAAUGGUUUCUCUCUUGGAUGCAGUAAAAACUGGAGACAAGUCUUUGGUGAUGAAAAGAAAUAUUGGCUACUUCCAGUAUUUUCAAGCUUGGGUGAUGGUUGCAGUUUUCCAACUCGCCUUGUGGGAAUGGAUCCAGAACAAGCUUCUGUUACAAACCAGAAUGAGUAUGCCAGAAGUGUUGGCUCAAAUCAACCUUUUCCUAUCAAACCACUUAGUGAAUCAAAAAACCGCUUGUUGGACAGUGAAUCUCAGUGGCUGGAGAAUGGAGCUGAAGAAGGCAUCGUCAGAUCAGGGACACAUAACCAUGUUACAGUGGCAAUAGAAAAUUGAGUACCACUUGUUCAUUACUAACCAUUUGAAUGAGAGCAAG